CGGCUCGAGUAACUUGAAGAGACGGAAGCACGUUUUUAUAACGCAAGCGAAAAGUGCCGGCAGGAGGGCGAGACCCGGGUCUGAGGUGUGUUUAAUCCCUCUGAAUAACCACUACACAUAAAUACAAGAAACCAUGUCAGGAGACGCAGAAAAAGGCAAGAAAGUGUUCGUCCAGAAGUGUGCCCAGUGUCACACUGUGGAAAACGGUGGCAAGCAUAAGACUGGCCCCAACCUGUGGGGGCUCUUUGGACGCAAAACAGGCCAGGCAGACGGCUUCAGCUACACAGACGCCAACAAAACCAAAGGCAUCAUUUGGAAUGAGGAAACCCUGAUGGUUUAUCUGGAGAACCCAAAGAAGUACAUUCCAGGAACAAAGAUGAUCUUCGCCGGCAUCAAGAAGAAGAACGAGCGCGCUGACCUUAUUGCGUAUCUUAAAGCUUCCACUUCAUAAGCAAUUCUUCUGCACAUCUUUACUCAGUGUAGUGACCAACCUCUCAGGAGACCGAGACUAAUAGUUUUUUCUUUUUCUAAAUCAAGAGAGGACAGGGACCAGUUCAUGUGAUGUUUGCUAAAGUGCCACAGUUGUUGGAGCUGUAUAUUUAGUUUUGAUAUCAAUUGUUCUCCUCACUGUUAAGUAAUCGUCCUCUUGUGUCUUUGUCGCAUAUAAAAUGAUUAGUCUGUGUACUGUGAGUUCAGAAUGCAGGGAAUGAAUGCUGUUUUCUUUGUCUUGUUUAUUUCAAGAGCGAUUGUGCCUUUUCUGAUUGACCAUACCUCAAUCGUCCUGUCAGUUUUUUUCAAUUUACAAUAUAUGUACCGGUAAGUUGAAUAAAAUUGAACCAUGUACUUAAAUUGAA
Molecule: messenger RNA, 854 nt
Organism: Nematolebias whitei (Rio pearlfish)
Lineage: Eukaryota; Metazoa; Chordata; Actinopteri; Cyprinodontiformes; Rivulidae
Product: cytochrome c-b
Exons: 3
Coding region: 134-451 (105 amino acids)
Biological process (GO): mitochondrial electron transport, ubiquinol to cytochrome c; mitochondrial electron transport, cytochrome c to oxygen
Cellular component (GO): mitochondrial intermembrane space
Molecular function (GO): heme binding; electron transfer activity
Source: RefSeq, a predicted model, not a curated record